This is a messenger RNA of Colossoma macropomum (tambaqui), 1449 nucleotides long. RefSeq names its product probable assembly chaperone of rpl4. The transcript has 11 exons. The record is from RefSeq and is a predicted model, not a curated record. NCBI's taxonomy places the organism in Eukaryota, Metazoa, Chordata, Actinopteri, Characiformes, Serrasalmidae. The coding region runs from base 172 to 1416 and encodes 414 amino acids. Gene Ontology annotation, biological process: cell division. Gene Ontology annotation, molecular function: protein binding.
GAAGGCGCUGAAGCCCAUGCUUGCAUACAUCCACAGCCUGCAGUCAGCAGUGCUGUACAGACUCGAGUCCCACGCAGGACUAAAUAACGGUUAUAUCAACAGGACACUCACCUCGUUUUGUGUACAGCAGCUCUUCAGGUUACUGUAACCCACAGACGCCUUAGUACAAGAAUGGGAGGACAAGCAAAAGCCAAAAAGAAAAGCAAAUCUAAGAAGAAAGACAGCCGUGGAGUUUCAGGUUCAGGACACUCACUGCUGUCACCUCAGGAGAAGAUGAAGGCCAAGAUGCAGGAGAAGGCCAAGAAGAAAACAGCUGAAAAGUACUCUGUUGACCAGUUACUGGAGAAGACAGAGGAGUGUAUGGACAACUUUGACUUUCCCAUGGCAAAGAUGUUCUGUCAGCGUGCCCUGGACAUCGAGCCUACCAACCUGACCAUUCUGGACAUGCUGGGAAACAUCUGUGCUGAGCUGGGAGACAUGGAUAAAGCCAAACAAGUCUUUCUGAAGGCAGUGGAGCUGAGUCCGGAGGAAGGCCACAGCAAAUACAUGUACCUGGGGCAGAUCCACACGGGUAUGGAGGCUGUGCAGUAUUUCAGCAAAGGCCUCGAGGUCAUGCUCAAUGUCAUAGACAAGCAGACCCAGGAGGCCAGUGAUAUGGGAGCAGCUGCCAUGCCCUCGGAGCCUUCUGUUAGCAUGAAGGAUGUGUCUGUAGCCUUCUGCUCCAUCGCUGAGAUUUUCUUCACCGAUCUUUGUAUGGAGGAGGGAGCAGCUGAGCGCUGUAAGGAGGCCAUUGAGAAAGCUCUGCACUAUGACCAGCACAACCCCGAAGCUCUCCAGCUAAUGGCCAGCUACCUGUUCAGCGUGGAGAAAUCUGAGGAGGGCCGUGACUACCUGAUAAAGAGUGUGUCGUCAUGGUUACCGAGUCUACAGAAGAAAGAAGAGUCCCUGGCGAGUGCGGAGCAGCCUGAUGAAGAGGAAGAGCCGGCACAGAUGAUCAUCCCACCGUAUGAGUCCAGAAUCACGACUGCCAAACUGCUGAUAGAGGCUGAGGAGUUUGAGAUGGCCACAGAGGUGCUGGAGGGCCUACUAGAGGAGGACGAUGAGGUUGUUCAGGUGUGGUAUUUAUUGGGAUGGCUGUUUUAUCUACAACUAGACAAGCCAGACACCACAGAUGAUGCAGAGAGCGUCAGAAAAUCAGCCAGAACUCACCUAACCAAAGCAAAAAAGCUCUACGUGAAGCUGCAUUGUGAGGACCCUCCUAUGUUGGAACACACUGAGCAGCUGCUGGGAGAACUCGGAGGAGAGCUGGUAGCUGACGACGACGACGACGAAGCCGGACCCUCUGUAGACGACAUCGGAGACGACUUCAUCCAAAGCAGCGAGGAUGAGGAGGAAGACGAAGCCAUGGAGCACUGAAUGCACCCAUCUGUACCUGCUUCCUGUUUUUUU